Messenger RNA from Antrostomus carolinensis (chuck-will's-widow), 1367 nucleotides. RefSeq names its product elongation factor for RNA polymerase II 2 (gene ELL2). Lineage: Eukaryota; Metazoa; Chordata; Aves; Caprimulgiformes; Caprimulgidae. The annotation marks the transcript as partial. Gene Ontology annotation, biological process: transcription elongation by RNA polymerase II; snRNA transcription by RNA polymerase II; positive regulation of transcription elongation by RNA polymerase II. Gene Ontology annotation, cellular component: transcription elongation factor complex. The record is from RefSeq and is a predicted model, not a curated record. The transcript is spliced from 8 exons. Gene Ontology annotation, molecular function: cis-regulatory region sequence-specific DNA binding.
CUUAUUAAAAUUCCCAAAGUUGAUGUGCCAAACGAAGUGCAUGUAUUUAACUUCGACUUAUCAAAUGUUGGCAAAGAUAAUCCUCAGGGAAGCUUUGACUGUGUCCAGCAAACGGACUCAAGUUCUGGAGCCUCGCAACUCAGUUGCCUGGGACUUAUACAGAAUAAAAUUACAGUAUGUGCAACAAGUGAUUCCUAUCUGACGACCAGAGAGCGCAUGACCCAGGCAGAAGAGGAGUCGCGCAAUCGAAGUGCAAAGGUUAUUAAACCUGGUGGACCAUUUUUAGGAAGAAGACUACAGGUCAAAAGACCACCACAAAGCGUUCCAGAUGGUGUGCCUGAGAGGAAGAGAUCGACACCCAUGAACCCUGCAAACGCAGUUCGGAGGACUCACACGCACAGUGCUGUUUCUCAGCGACCAUACAGGGACAGGGUGAUUCACUUACUGGCACUGAAGAGUUACAAGAAACCGGAGUUACUUGCUCGCUUGCAUAGAGAUGGUGUCAGUCAAAAGGACAAGAACUCCCUUGGAACUAUCCUUCAGCAGGUAGCCAGCCUGAAUCCAAAGGAUAAUUCUUACAGUCUGAAGGAUUAUGUAUUUAAAGAAAUACAAAAAGAUUGGCCUGGAUACAAUGAAAUAGAUAAACAGUCAUUGGAGUUAAUACUUUCUAGAAAAUUAAAUUCAUCUCAGAAUGCCACCAGCACCAGCCACUUGGAGUCUCCUGUAGCUUCUAAUAAAGAUGCUCCAUCAUCUUCUUCUCAGAAACGGCUUUUACAUUACGAUUGUGUCAGUCCUCUGGUGAACAAAAAGCAGAGGAUAUCUCACCUGACCAGUCGAGUCCCAAUGUUCUUCAGUGGCCGCUUGCCUGCCUCCAGCGAGAAAGCUGCUGCCGCCCCUCCGCCGCCUCCCCCCGCUCCCCCCCCCCCCGCUUCCAACCCUCUUCAAACUACCAGCUCCAUCUCCUCCGACAGCCCUGAGGGGCAAGGGGGGACACAAGACCUGCCGGUGGACAACUUUAGUCAAAACAGAAGUAGCAUCUCUGAGGACCAGCCACAAAAAUAUACCUCUCAGACUCCUCUGGGGAUCCCAGCGCCUGCCGCGGUGCAGGUGGAACCUCACAAACCUAUGGGUGGGAAGCAUGAGGUGUUGCACCAAAAAUGCAAGAAGGUAAAAGAGCAUAAGGAGAAGGAUGAAGGCAAAAUGCAGGACACUAUGAGUGUGAGCGAAGAGGAGAAAGACCUUAGAAAAGAAGAAACUGCCAAGCUGAAAAAAUCCUCCUAUUUGGAUUCACAUGAAGGAGUUAAAGAAACUUGCACUGCCUCCACAAAUCCUCCAUCAUCAACAGGUGAUCAACCAGACUACUUCAU